AUGACAUAUAACAUAAAUUUUAGAGCACAGUAUAUUGAUGGUUUGUCAAAUGAGGUAGCUGAUGCUAUAUCUCGUAAACAGUGCACCAAGUUCAGGGAGCUGGAACCCGGGGCUCAGGAGGGACCAGAGGCCUUGCCAGAGGGAUUUCUGCAGUGUAGCUAUCGACCUCCGAUCAGGAAAGUUCCGCCAGAUUAUUGCCUUAGUAUUCAAUUCUCAAUAACCCUUUUCACGAUAACUGCGGUCCUGAUUUUCGCGCAUGCGUGCAAACGCUUCCGGACGGCAACCACUUUGUUUACGUUUUACAAAGAUGGUUGUACCAAUCGACAGGGGAAGAAUGCUAAAGAGCGAGGCGUUAGUUUUUUUCGAUUCCCCAAGAACAAGAGGAAAAGAAAGGCAUGGGAAAAAGCUGUCAACAGGGCAGGUUGGGUACCAAAUGAGUACAGCAGAAUGUGUUCUGAACACUUUGUAGGCGGGUGGCACAGCGACGAAGCAAACGACAUCAACUAUCGGCCGACUAUCUUUCCACAUAAAGGGAAAGUCCCGUCAAUUGAAGAGAGUGCCCGAAAUGAAAGAUGUUGCCGAAGGAAACUUCUACUGGAAAUGGAUGAGGCGGAGAAAAGAGAAAGACAGACACUCCAUCAAUGGUUACAAUAUAGAAUACACUUUUAUUUACAUAAAAUAGGCAUACCAGGUAGUAUUAAUAUGAGUUUGAUUUCCAAUUUCAGUUUCCUUCAACCAAAAGCACAGAGGAUGAAGUACUGGAUUGGGUCUAACACUGCCCAGGCUUCAGACAGAUGUAGAUCUUCAACUGGAUCUUUACAGCUCAUUGAUCAACUUUUUGCUGUGUUGAUGAGAUUGAGGCUUGGAUUGUUUACUGCUGACAUUGCUGAAAGAUUUCACAUCUCUGAAGGAACGUUUUCAAAAUAUUUCUCUACAUGGAUAUCUUUAUUGUUUCAGGAACUAAAGCUCCUUAAUCCCUUUCCUUCUCGAUAUAUUGUUAACAGAACUAUGCCAUCAUCUUUUAAAUCAAAGUAUCCUUCUGUUAGGGUUAUACUCGAUUGUACAGAAAUUUUUAUUCAGCGAUCUUCCAGUCUCCUUAAUCAGUGUAUAACAUUUUCUAGUUAUAAGCACCAUACAACUGUGAAGUUUCUUGUUGGUAUUACACCAUCAGGUGUUAUUUCCUAUGUAUCAGAAGGAUGGCCAGGCAAAACGUCUGAUAGAUUAUUGACUAUUGAGUCAGGUAUUUUAGAUCUUUUAGAUGAAAAUGACAGUGUAAUGGCUGACACAGGGUUUACAAUCAGAAAUGUGUUAGAAGAAAAAAAAUGUAAACUGAAUAUUCCUCCAUUUAGAGGUAAUAGUCCACAGUUUACUACUGAACAGAUUUUUGAAACACAGGAAGUUGCAUCUUUGAGAAUACAUGUGGAGAGAAGUAUAGGUAGAGUGAAGAACUUUCAUAUUCUCGAUGGUGUUUUUCCUUUGACCCUGUCGCCACUAGUAUCAAAAAUUUUCAAAGUUGCAUGUUGGCUCACAAAUCUAGAUGUCCCACUAGUCACCAACUAAACAUUUAUCAUUGUAAGAGCUUAUUCAGGACUGUUUGGACUGGUUUCAUGGAGAGAACAUGUAUAAUUCUGUUUGCAGAAUUAAGCUGUAUUCAAAUUACUUAUACAUGUAUGUCUUGUUUUCCUUUUAUCACAAAGCAACAGUAUUUUAUGUAAAUCAUGUUGAAAACACAUAGAUUUAAGAUUAUGACUACUGAUUAUUACAUAACUAACUCAUCAUCAGUGUCACCACAUUCACUUAAUAUGUUUAAGUGAACUGUGAACACACGUUACAAUCCUGUCACAUCUGCCUGGUUAUUGGUUUCUAUUGUACCAUUUAUAGUGUUGUGCCAUCUUGACAUCGAAUGUUUUCUGACAUCAUCAAAGAAAGAUGUAUUAAGUGAAGAUCACCAUUUCAGAUUUUAUUUUGGUCUGAUAAAAUACCUGGUUAUGUGAAAACCUGAAUUUUACAUUCAUGUCCAUAUUAAAAUUAAAGAUACCAUCAUUACAUUACAGGUAUAAAAAAAAACAGGAGUUCGCACAAAGACAAUACCACAUUGUGCAACAGGCAGUCAUACACAACCUCUACACGAACCCUAUAAACAGGCCACACACUUCUUAGACUUAACAUCUGAAGUUACUAUUAGUCUAUUAUUAUAGUGGACAUAUAGAAACACAGCAGUGUCUUUUUCCCAGUCAUUUUGUAUAAAACAUUUUGACCUCCUACAACUGGUUUACAUGUAUUCUUGGACACUUUUACAUGAAUUACAUUACACAUUGAUGUAAAACUUUGGUGCAACAUGGUUAACAUAAAAUGCGAUAAGUUUUGGCAUCAUACUGCUAACAAAUUCUGCAUCAAAGUACACUCUGUCAACACAAAUGUUAUUUUUAGGAGCAUUUGUCCAAACUACAAAGUCACACCAUGGCAAACCCAUUAUUGCCAGUUCACCCUGUACCUGAGCGUAGUAUUUGUGGCUUCUUUUCAGUCGUGGUCCCUCUGAACUUGCCUCCAAACAGAAAUUUGGAUGUCCCAUGGCAACAAUUUCACAGACCUCCAAUGAUGUGACUGUGGCUCCCUGGAUUGAAUAGGGACACUUUAUCUCUAGUAUACCCAUAUUGUCACCAUCAACAACCCUUCCAUCACUAGAGGCACCCAGGUAAGCAUGAGUAGCACACAGAGUAAGGCCUGUAUCCUCAACUCCUAUCUGACUGCUGAGAGAAGACUGUAGGUCUAUAUAGUCUUUUCUUGCCUGUGGCUCCUUUUCUAUUCCCCACUGAACAGCUGGAGGUAGAACGGUGUACCUAAAAUUCAAGAGCAUCAUGUUAAAUAUGGAAACAUUUAAAUAAAUAUUAUUCCAGAUCAUUUAAAAUAGUACAGUAUUUCAGUUAUACCAUGACAACACCUAGCUAAUGGAUGUUACAGUGAAUGAUUAUUUAAUGUGGCAAGCCAAUGAUUGAAACUAAAAGUUGGAUAAGUAUUCUCAUUUGGAAGAUUUGAAACUAUAGCUGUGUCACUGGCAGUCCAUGAAGCUAAAUACUGGAUACCAUUCAACUGAAUUGAGAUCAUAUGCUGCAAGCCAUGUCAGGGCUGGUUACAGAAACUUUGGGAGUCAUUUUGGUUAAGUGUUAUCUGUAUAUUUAUAGUGUCUGAACAAACAACAACUUACCUAUUAAGAUUUGACCCUUCUACAAUUUGUUUAACAAGAGAGUUUGGUUGGGGCCCAGCAUGUAGAACGUCUCCAAAAAUAGAGCUAGUCAGCCGCCCAAUAUGGAGCUUCUGCCACAUGUCUGAAGAUCUCUGACCACGCGUAUUAAUCUCAAUAUACUCUACCAGGUCCUGGCCAAUUGAAAGUUGGGGUACUACAAGAAAUAUAAGUAAACUGUUUUAAACAAGUAGGAUCACUGCUCCCUUUUCUGUACAUCUGCAACUGUGUUGAGACCAUAUUCCAUAUGUGGAAAACAUUUCAUAUCAAAAAUUGGAUUUCAAAACAUUGGAAGUAGAAUUCUCUUAGUUUGUUUGCUGUCUAUUGUAUGCAUGUAGGCUUUGUAAUGUACUGACCUCUUUUAAGAAAAAUUCACAUUAAAUUUCAAAACAAAAAGCUAAUUGCAAUCCUUUUAUCAAUAAAUAACAUUUAGCUUUUAAAGAAAUCUUACAGUUGCUGUUAGAGUAGAUCAUGUUUUUCAUCUUUAAAAACAUUGGAUUUUCCACAGCCUCUAUCUCCUCUUCUUGAAUAGCGUCUGGAACAUGGUCACCAAUGUUCCACAAAUGGGACAUUCCUGAAAAGGAACAUUCAGUGUUAUUUAUGUAAAGAAUACAUACAUGUUGAUAGAUGAUAUGAUUACCUUGACUAUUAUAUUCAAAUUUGCAUUUUUAGAAAUUGUCAACAUUGCUUAUAUAACUUGUAAACUGUCAUUAUGAUCUAUAAUAACAAGAAGUGUUUAUACGUGUAUCUUUACACAUGUUCAAAGUUAAUAAUUGAAAGUUAAAGGUAUUAAUGUAUCGAAAUGCAAAAUUUGCGACAAUUUUUAAUCGUCUGGUAAGCAUAAAUAUUUCAGUGGUUUCUGUAGACAGUGCAUGUACAUAUAUAUAAGCAUAUUGGUAAGGAUUUUUAAAAAAAUGAGGUAUAUGAGUCAAUUUAACUCAUGUUCAAAGAAACGAUGGCAUUGCCUAGCUAUUAGUAUACAUACUACAUGUAACUGGUUGCAAAAUAUUAAUUUGUAUUUCUGUUUUUCUGUUGAAUUUUGUUUGACAUGUUAUUGUUAUUAAAGUUUCCAAUUAGGCCUACAUAAAAUGUGAAAA
Molecule: messenger RNA, 4338 nt
Organism: Pecten maximus
Lineage: Eukaryota; Metazoa; Mollusca; Bivalvia; Pectinida; Pectinidae
Exons: 4
Coding region: 1-1560 (519 amino acids)
Source: RefSeq, a predicted model, not a curated record